AUGAUCCCGGCGAAGGCGUCCUCCCCACCGCCGGCGCCACCCCCUCUGCCGCCGCCGCCGCUCGCCGUGGACGUCUCUGUCAUCGUGGGCGUGCUCACGGCCAUCCUCCUCGCGCUCUUCCUCUUCCUCAUCUACGCCAAGCACUGCGGCCCGGGCGCGCGCGGCGGCGGCGGCGGGCUGGGCCUCGGGUUCCAGCCUUCCUCGUCGUGCGACCGGUGCCGCUCGGGGCUGAGCCGCUCCGCCGUGGGCGCGCUCCCGGUGCUCCGGUUCGGCGACAUGGUGGGCGCCGGCGCCGGCGCGGCGAGGGACCGCGCCACCGAGUGCGCCGUCUGCCUCGCCGCGUUCGACGCCGCCGAGCUGCUCCGCGUGCUGCCGCGGUGCCAGCACGCGUUCCACCGGGACUGCGUCGACGCCUGGCUGCUGGCGCACUCCACGUGCCCGGUGUGCCGCCGCCGCGUCGCGAGGGAGGACGCCCUCGUCGCGCUGCCCGAGCCGGACGCCGGCGAGAGCUCCGGCAACGCUCGGCGGCAGCUCGCCGGGAGUGUCGCCCCCGGUCGCCACUCGGCCGGCGAGGCGGAGGUGCGCGUCACGGUGCACCGGUGCGCCGACGAGCCGACGCCGCGGUGGUCGACGGACUGCUCGGUGGACCGGGUCGGUCAUCUCGAGGCGGCGAGGCAUCGGAGGGACACGAUCUUCCUACAGGAGAGCGCGCACGAAUCCCGAGGCUUUGACAACGCACGGUCAAGAUGA
Messenger RNA from Oryza brachyantha (malo sina), 750 nucleotides. RefSeq names its product RING-H2 finger protein ATL43-like. The coding region runs from base 1 to 750 and encodes 249 amino acids. The record is from RefSeq and is a predicted model, not a curated record. Lineage: Eukaryota; Viridiplantae; Streptophyta; Magnoliopsida; Poales; Poaceae. The transcript has a single exon.